AUGGCCAGUCGCGGCACCGCAACCUCUUCCGCCGCCGCGUUCCUAAACGCAGGAGCCUCCACCUCCUCACCCCGCAAGCUCGGCAACCAUCCGCGUCAGUCGUCGUCGGCGCUCUAUACCGCCUUUUCGCCCAAGCAGAUCCAGGGCUUCAAGGAGGCGUUCAACAUGAUCGACACCGAUUCGGACGGUCUCAUCACCCAGCGCGACAUCGCCGCCAUGCUCGGGAACCUCGGCGUGGACGCAUCGCCACCGGCACUCCAGGCGUACUUCAAAAACAACGCCAACGCAGGCGUCAACUUCACCCAGUUCCUCACCAUGUUCGGCGAGCAUCUCGCAGAGCUCGACGACCAGACCGUGCUCAUGGAGGCCUUCGAGUGCUUUGACGAGAAGGACGUCGGCAAGAUCGAUGCGCACGAACUCAGGUUCUGGCUAAGCCAGGUGGGCGAUAAGAUGUCCGACGCCGAAAUCGACCGUCUGCUCUCCGGCCCGUUUAUGGACAAGGCCGGAAAGACCUUUGACUACAAGGCGUUUGUAGAGGCCGUCAAGAUGUCCGAACCUGCCGAAGUCGAGUAG
Molecule: messenger RNA, 573 nt
Organism: Moesziomyces antarcticus
Lineage: Eukaryota; Fungi; Basidiomycota; Ustilaginomycetes; Ustilaginales; Ustilaginaceae
Product: EF-hand
Exons: 1
Coding region: 1-573 (190 amino acids)
Biological process (GO): actomyosin structure organization; mitotic cytokinesis
Cellular component (GO): cytoplasm; myosin II complex
Molecular function (GO): cytoskeletal motor regulator activity; calcium ion binding; myosin heavy chain binding
Source: RefSeq, a predicted model, not a curated record